This is a messenger RNA of Amaranthus tricolor (Joseph's coat), 1311 nucleotides long. RefSeq lists its product as uncharacterized. Gene Ontology annotation, molecular function: nucleic acid binding. Bases 1 to 1311 code for a protein of 436 amino acids. The transcript has 4 exons. The record is from RefSeq and is a predicted model, not a curated record. NCBI's taxonomy places the organism in Eukaryota, Viridiplantae, Streptophyta, Magnoliopsida, Caryophyllales, Amaranthaceae.
AUGGUCUCAUUUUUAAAAAUUUAUAAAAGCCCUAGCAAUUCACCAAUAAUAGUGGUUGUCAGGGCUACUGCUGAUGGUGGUGGUGGUAGUCAUGCUGCUUUUUGUCUGAUUGUGGUUGUCGAGAAGGUGAUAGUCGUGCGGGAGGCCGCAUGUGUGUUGGUGUUCACGUGGGUGGGUGCGAAGAAUGGUGGUGGUUGGUGGAGGAAAACAAUCACACGUUUGUGGAAUGAUGUCAAGAAGCAGAUGACAAACAAGACCACAGUGAUUAACCUCAACAGUAAGAGAGGGGGCAGAGAAGCAGCAAACAAAAUCAAAUUCGAUGAAGAAAAAUUUAAGGCCAUUAAAUAUGAACUCAAGGGUACUCAGCAUUCAGUAGCAAAGCAGAUGGACGUGUCACAAUCAACAGUGUGUAGGUGGAAGAGGAACAAAGUCAUAAGAAGGCACACAAACGCAAUCAAACCGACUUUGAAUGAAAACAACAGGUUACACAGGUUAAGCUUUGCAUUAUCUAAAUGUGAAUAUGAUGAACAAAGUGAUGCAUUCAAGUUUAAGCCAUAUACUAAUGUUGUUCACAUAGAUGAAAAACACUUCUAUCCAACCCGAGAGACACUGAGUUAUUAUCUAGCUCCGGGUGAAGAGCCAGCAAAAAGAAGCUCAAAGAACAGGAAAAAGGGCGAGUUGGAAACAAAACCAAUACAAUCAAUCACAAAAGAGCACAUUAGAGCAAUGCUUAUCACUAAUAUGCUGCCAACCAUAAGAGCAAAAUGGCCUGCAGGAUUGUCAAAGCAUAUUUACAUUCAACAAGACAAUACCAAACCGCAUAUAGCACACAAUGACAGAGAAUUUUUAGAAGAGGCAAUGAAAGAUGGAUUUAAUAUACAAUUAGUGCAACAACCUCCAAAUUUCCCUGACAUGAACGUGCUAGAUCUAGAAUUACUUAGGGCUGUGAAUAAUGCAUUUCAGAAUCUAAGUCCACAAUGUUUAAGGUUUGUAUUCAACACUUUACAAGCUUGCAUGAUAGAGGUCAUGAAAAGACAAGGGGGGUUUGACUAUCACAUUCCUCACAUGAACAAAACAAAGGCAGCAAGGGAAGGGACUUUACCAGAUUACCUGAGUAUUGACAAACAAUUGGUUGUUGAUUCACUUCAACAUUUAUUCACAAAGCUAAGUACAGAAAAAAUGAAUCAGCUUGUGGAACUGAUUGGCUAUGCAGGGGGGAUUGAUCAAGGGGAUUUGAAUGUAGAAUUAUCAGAAAACAGCAACAACCAAUCUCAACGAAUUUCAGCAAGAGCAAUAGAAAUCAGCAUAUGA